Lytechinus variegatus (green sea urchin) is the source of this 3825-nucleotide messenger RNA. RefSeq lists its product as uncharacterized. Gene Ontology annotation, cellular component: nucleus. The coding region runs from base 865 to 2094 and encodes 409 amino acids. NCBI's taxonomy places the organism in Eukaryota, Metazoa, Echinodermata, Echinoidea, Temnopleuroida, Toxopneustidae. The transcript is spliced from 3 exons. The record is from RefSeq and is a predicted model, not a curated record.
UUGGUAACGGGAAGGGCCUCGGGCGCUUUUUCCGACGUUGAUGUUGGCUGCGUAGUCGGACGGGAGGAGUGAUUAAUAUAUGGAUGCAUUCAUCGUCGAGUCUUUUGUGCGAUUUGCUGUAAUAUUCAGAGUCCCAGCUGCUAUUAAUAGCAGUAGUCUAGGUGGGUGGGUUUAGUGAUAGAGCGAGCGAGGUUACAAAGUCAAUGCUAUAUUAUGCAUUUACCUGUUACCAAAUGAUGCGCCUUCAAUUUUACCCUACAUUUGUUACACUGUAUGGGGGUGAUUUGAGAACGAUUGCAGACGACAUACUCUGUACUUCACGAAUGUGAUUCGCAUUUUGGCAAUUAAAAAGCGCGCGGAUGUAAUGUUGAGCGGGGUAUUUGCAAUCCUGUCUCCCACUGAUAACACACAUUUGGAAAGGACUAUAAUCAGUGAUUCAUAAUUUCCCUCCGCUUUCAUUUGGACUGUUUCCAGGUGCUACGUUCUGCUAUUGACUCAUAAAGUAUGAUAUUUAACGCUCAUGAAGAAAAUCUAGGACUUUAUUAUACACACUCUCUUUAACAACCACUUGGGGCACGGACAUUUAAAAUGCGUCUUUGUAAUUGGAAUCUUGGUAAUUGGUGUGUCCAUUAAAAUCGGAUUAAUGGAUUCAAAGUGAAGAUUGUAUACCAUCUCAGACUGGUAUCUUAUGAAGGUCAUUGACUGUCGAUGCGUGCUUUCUGAUUUCAUCUGCUUCAUUAUCUGUAGAUCUUUGAUGAACUUAACUCCCAGACAGAUAAUCAAGGAUGUAUGUCAGUUGAAUCGAAGAGUUCCUCGUGGCCUUGAUGAUAAGGGUUCGUUCACUUCAACUACUGUCCGCCAGCAAUGACCGUUGCCGUGCCCGUUGAGCGUUAUUCUCCGUUUCCAUGGAAAUCCGCAUCCCAUCUGCCUUGCCCCGAUCAUCAACCCUACUGCUGUUACCAUGACGAAUCUUUCGUAGCAUCUGACGAUGGCUGUGAUGACGUCUCCAGCAUCUCACCCCGAUACAACCACCAAUCUACGACGCACGCAACCAGCCCAGGGAACGUAGUUCGUAGUCCCUUGGUAAGCUGCACUCGUACUCCUUUACAGACGACUCAUCACCACCAAACUCCGAUAGCACCGUCUUCACGAUCUGACUGCUGUGUUCGAAAACCGAUAGCAAUGGGUGGGCGAAGUCUCCUUGAUGAGGACGUCGAGGUGGAGUAUGGUAGGGAUGAGCAGACAGUUACCAGCUGCCAUGGCGCCAAAAAACGAAAAUUAUGUGAGAUGCUAGAUGACACAGAAGAAUGCGGGUGUAGGACACCUCAGGAAAUGACGAUGGUCUCAGAGAAUCUGCAGAUGAAUCAUGCAGAGGCCAUCUUAAGAUGUAAUGGUUGUGGACCUAUCGAGGAAUGUUGUCGCUGUGAUCCGGAUGAUUUCUUUCCUGAUGUAAGCAGUGAGAUUGAAUUACCAAUGUGCUACGACGGAGACGAUUUCAAGUCGAGAUCGAUGACAUCGACGUCACCCGAUAUCAUGGACAAUGUGAUUCCGGAUAUACUUCCAUCAUGUAGAACUUCUGAUUUGAUGGUCAUGUCUGAGGAGGACGUCGAAGCUAUCAGGGCUUGUGAUAGGAGGAGAGUUUUGGACAUGUCGUUGCAUAAGAUGCGAUGUAUAGAUGACCCUGAGGUCUCAUUACGAAGGUCUGUCUUGAUAGCCAACAUGGUGACUAAACUCAGGCAAGAGAUUAGGCAAGAAGACUACUGUAGAACGGUAUUGCCUAAGAAACGUCGAAGCUAUCGCAGACCAUGGUUAGGUGGUCCUGAUAGAGUGUCCGAACCACCGUGUUUAUAUCAAGGUAACCAACCUAGGAGGCGUUUCUCUGAAGAUAUGGCUUGGGAAGUCUAUCCUUCUAACGAAAUGCUUUUGAACAAUGGUGGAAGGUACACAGAACAUGAGGACAUUCAAUGUCAAGAGCCAAUUGAUCAGUGCCAUGAACAAAUUCAAACCUCUAUGCCAGAAGAAGAAAGGAACUCAGUGCUUGGGGAUAUAGAUAGUAUUUUUCAAAGUCUUAUGGCCUGUGUUGGAGGACCUUAACGCAAUGAAAGUUGAACAAUUUGUUCAUUUGGGGCAAAUUAUUUUUUCAGUUCAUCAAGGGCAUGGUAUUCUACUUAAUCUACUUCACAUAGAUUUAUACUGUCAGCUUUUGUUCAGGAUUUCCAAAUAGGUUGACACGGAUAUUCCUCUCUGCUUCAUCAAUUGCAUAACGUUUAUGAAUGAUUACAGAUUUAACGGUUCUGCGUGUGUAUUCACAGAGUAAUUUUGCUUUAGAACACACUUAUGAGAGCAAUGAUAUCAUGAUGUAAUGUCGGUAAAAUACCAUGCCCUUUGAAAAUGAUUUUUAUUGAAUUUAAAUUUUCAUAAUUUGUUUUUUGUCAUGCAGUUAUUCACACUUUCACGGAUCAUGCAUAUAAACGGGUUCCGUCCAUAUACUUGUACACGGUGAUUUGUCCCGUCCUUGACAUGAGCUAGUCAAACCCAACAUCUGAGAAACAUACUUUGCUUUAUUUAUUUAUUUACUUAUUUAUUUCACAUAUUAAAAAAGGGUAGCCCUAGUCAGCAUUUGUUGGUUUUCAUCAGGGCCCUUAUAAUAAACAAUACAUUAAAACAUUGCAUAAAUACAUCCAGAUUUACUAUAAAAACAAAACACGAGACUUAUAAUACUGAAUAAUACAAAGCAAGGAUAAAAAAAUGACACUUUUAAGAGAUGAUGUCAUGUAUCCAUUUCAUUGAUCCAUUCGAUUCGCCUAGAGUUAUGAUUAUUUACUGAUAUUAUUCAAGUAUCAGCUAUGAUUUGUGUACUAUAUAUAAUCACUUUAAGUGGGCGAAAGUGUCUGGAUAUAUAUUUUCUAUCAACGUCGUAAAUCAUGAAUAACAGGGUACGUAUGCAGCUGAAGUUGCGAUUGACCCACCAUUAUAAUCAUUUGCAUGACAAUCAAGAAUCAUUUUCAAAUUGUUUGGGAUUUUCUUUUAUCAUUUUAAACAUGCUAUUGUGCCUGAAUGAACUACUCCUUUUAAAUCUUUGACAAGAUAGAAGGAACUUUGUUGUAUAUUUCUAAUUUCCUCCUAUAUUUUGGAGAGAAUGAAAUAAAACAUUAUCAACUGAUUUUUUGUUACUGUUGAUCACGAGUGCAUAGUGAUGAUGACUUCGAUUAAACUCAAAUAUUUUUUUAGUUUAAAAGUUAAUUUGCCUUAACACCAGACGCGGUUCUACAAACAGAUUUUGGGUUUCACUUACACACCCCACCCGCUAAUUCAGCAAACAAGAAAAAAAUGCUGUUUAAUGAUGAUAACUAUUUCAUCGACGUCGAGUCCCUCUGUGAAUCCUCACUUAAUAUGAAGGGGCAAAAGUUGACUUUUACUUGCUCGCUGCGCUUGGUCGCAUAUGGAGUCAUUAUAAUUUGUUAUUAACGAGUUGAUAGAUGCAAAAUGGCUUCGGAAAGCAUACGGAUUCCACAGAUUUUAUCCAUAUGACUAAAUGCAGACGAUAUUUUUAAUAUAAUGGGCAUAUGAUGAAUAACAUAACGCUCCCAACCAUGGAAAUUUUGGGGUUUUCAUCGCUCCCUCCAAUUGCUUAUAAUAAAUGUGUCUUGAAAGAGAACAAUAAAUUGGGCCAGUAAAACUUUGUUAAAGAAUAAUAUUUUACAGCAGACCUAUAGCUUUUCCUGGCUCCCGUGGAUCGAUUGGUCGAUCAUUCAAUAUAUAUAUCAAAAGGUGCCGUGGCCGAGUGGUCUAAGGCACCUGGCUAUACAUAAAAAGUCCGGGGUU